GUCAUUUAACAUAUUUCUAUCUUUUUUUUGGUUAACACUUUGGUUUGGGGUUUCUAUCAGCAAUAACAUAACUGCCGCUCUUCAUUCUCUCUCAUUUCUUUCGCUCUACAUUGGCUCUGUGUUUUUUGAAUUAUCUAUUGAUUUCCAUUAGGGUUUUCUCACUUCUUUGAUCGAUUGAAUUAUAUAUGUUCCGUCAAUCCAUGGCGUUUCCUCCACCGAUCCAUGGUUCCGAUGCACCGCCGCCGCCACAGCCGCCGUCGGUGGUGAACGGGAUUGAAACCUCUAGACGGCAGCAGCAACAGAUUGCAGCAGCUUCUUCUUCGCCGGUGAAAUCUCAUCCGCUUCAUAACUUCCCUUUGUCUGAUCUCAGAUGGGCUAUGAAUCACGCCAAUACACACCGGCUCCGCAAAGCAUCGAGUAGAUCUCCGCUUCGUGAAGCUAAUACUGGGAAAGGAAAUCUGGUGAUUGAGGAGGUGAACGAAGCUUCAGGUUCUUCGUUUGAAUUGAGACCGGAGAAGAAGAAGGGAAACGCGUCUGGUGUUAGCGAUUCCGCCGCAGAUAGAUCCGCGACGAAGUCAACGACGCCGGACGGUAGAUCGAAGAUCUUUAUACGGAUCCGCACGAAGAACAACGAAGAAACAGCUGUAUCGACUGAUAUCGCCACCUCCGUCGCCGCCUCUGUUCAAGUGACUGAUGAUUCAGCUGGUCCGGCGAUCGAUGCUGAAGGUGAACGGAUCUCCGAUGGUGGUGGUCAGGAAGCAGACGAGUUUGGACCGAAGACUUGGAAUCUGAGGCCGAGGAGACCACCGCCGACGAAGAAGCGGUCAAUUGGACACGGCGGUGGGGUAUUGAAGAGCUGUAACGGUGCUUUACCGGAGAAUAAAUCUCUGGGAACGGUAAGAACAGAGUCAAUACGAUCGAGGAACGGUGUAGAUGCUAAGAUGGCGACGACGGAAAGAAAGGAGAAGAAACCGAGGUUAUCGAUAUCGCUCUCAAAGCUGGAGAUAGAUGAAGAUAUCUACGCGUUGACUGGAUCAAAACCUAGUAGAAGACCAAAGAAGAGAGCCAAGAACGUGCAGAAGCAGCUCGAUGUUCUUUUCCCUGGUUUGUGGAUGGGUAACGUUUCUUCAGAAGCAUAUAAGGUCUCAGAACAUGCUUGAAAGGGUUGAAUGAGAAUGAUGUGAAGUUAAUCUUGUUGAAUCGGAUUCGACUGAAAUCAGAUAGGAGCGUCGAAGAAGCUUCUUCCAUUGAUUGAGGUAUAAAAGGUAGUGAUUCAAUGUUGUUUGUCAUUUUUGAGUUAGACUUUCUCCUUGGUGUUAUCCCUUAUUGGUUCUUUGCAGUGCAACAAAAUAUUGUAGAUUCAUGAAUGAAAAUGUUAAAUUGAUUUCCCUGAAGAAGAGUUUUAGAUUUGCUUGCUUGGACGAUAUGUGAUGUGGCUAAUAUUUGGUGUUCUUAGAUUUCCGAUAGUUAGGGACAUAUCAUUCCUUAAGGUUAAAGUUCCUAUCUUAAUGUUAAUGAUUUGCGUCUUAACCUUACAUAUUUUAAAAUCCUGAUUUGGUGUAGAGUGAGGAUGUGAACUCUGAAGUUGCUAUGAUUUCGAGGUCUAGACUUAGAUAAAAUGGACUCACUUUGUAUAAUAAACCUUCACUUUCUCAUGUCUCUAUCUGUACUGUGAUGAUGCAGAACUGCGAAUGAUUCGUUUCUUCAAGUUUUGGCUUCAUUACUGGCUCGUCGGUUUCAAGAGCCGAAUUCAACUUCAACUUCAGAUACGGUCUUAAGUCCUAACUGUCGGCAGUAUAAAAUGUGAAUCAAACUAGUUUUCUGAUCCAGUCGUCUUAUUUGUUACCACUGAUGUGAGGUGUUGAUACGGCCUCUAUUUUUUUUUUUCUGUUUAAUUCAUUCACUUUGUGUAAUAAGAUUAGUGGGAUAGCCUGACUUUUUGUAAAGGUGGAAAAAUAAAAUCAGAAUUAUC
Messenger RNA from Arabidopsis thaliana (thale cress), 1972 nucleotides. RefSeq lists its product as hypothetical. The record is from RefSeq and is marked reviewed. Lineage: Eukaryota; Viridiplantae; Streptophyta; Magnoliopsida; Brassicales; Brassicaceae. The transcript has 3 exons. Bases 186 to 1160 code for a protein of 324 amino acids.